Molecule: messenger RNA, 7808 nt
Organism: Cynoglossus semilaevis (tongue sole)
Lineage: Eukaryota; Metazoa; Chordata; Actinopteri; Pleuronectiformes; Cynoglossidae
Gene: erbin
Product: erbb2 interacting protein
Exons: 27
Coding region: 838-5079 (1413 amino acids)
Biological process (GO): neurotransmitter receptor transport postsynaptic membrane to endosome; neurotransmitter receptor transport, endosome to postsynaptic membrane; cell-cell adhesion
Cellular component (GO): postsynaptic membrane; adherens junction; basolateral plasma membrane
Molecular function (GO): protein kinase binding
Source: RefSeq, a predicted model, not a curated record
AGAGAAAACUGCAGUCAAGCCGAUGUAUUGUAGAGAUACGGGGAUGCACUGAAAGUGUUUGGGUGAGAUAGUGAAGAAAGCAUCAUUGCAGGUGGAGGAGGAGCAGCAGCAAAAGCAGGACGACCCGACCGUGAAGCUGGUAAGACGAGUUGUGGUGAAAAUACAGACGCCUCCUCCCCCUCGGUGUAGACGCAGAGGUCGCGCAGUAGAAACCCACCGCGACUUCACGCUCACCAGCUCGGAUGAAGCUUCAUUGCCUUCGGUCUGCCCUGGAUGGUUGUGCGAAGAGAAAUAAUGAAUGAAAACAUCUGGGUGCUGCGCAGUUUGGAGGAAACGGUUCAACUCUGUCGGAGGUCGUACGCAUUUUUCUGCCUUUUUGUAUUUCCUUCUUGCUGAAUCUCGUGGACAUUUUGGAUUUCGUUAAAUGAUCCGAGUCGCCAAGUUUUGAAGAUUAUAAGGACCGGUUCGGCCACCUUUCAGUCAUCCGUUUACUUUGUGAGUCAUAAUAAGGGAAGCAAACAGUUUUAAAGUGAGAAAACAAGCGGUACAGCAUUGAACAACUUAGUGCUGCUGUUGCUGCUGCUGCUGUUCUUCAAGUAGCCAACACAAGCUCGCUGCUAACACUGGCUAGAAAACCCAGAGAAAACCGACUGAAAGAAAAAAACCCACAACGCCCUCAAAUGCCCUUUAACUGGAGUUUUAUUCUCAUAGAAGCAUUUUUCCCAUAACCGAAGGAACAUUAAAUGAUAAAGUGACUCUACAUUAAGCAAGGUACAUCCGUUGUCUGCCAUCCACUUGGAUCCAGGUCCUUGAAUCCUAAAUGACAAGUGACUGAGGAUGUCCAAGCGCAGCUUGUUUGUUCGUCUAGUGCCCUGCCGCUGCUUGCGGGGUGAGGAGGAGACGGUAACAUCGCUGGACUACUCCCACUGCAGCCUGGAAACUGUUCCUAAGGAGAUCUUUAGCUUUGAGAAGACCCUGCAGGAACUCUAUCUCGAUGCCAAUCAGAUCGAGGAACUGCCUAAACAACUGUUUAACUGCCAGCUACUACACCGGCUGAGCAUGCCAGAUAAUGACCUUACAGUGUUGCCAGCAGCGAUAGCAAAUCUCAUCAAUCUCAGGGAGCUUGAUGUCAGCAAAAACAGCAUCCAGGAGUUUCCAGAAAACAUUAAGAACUGCAAAGUUCUAGCUGUGGUGGAAGCCAGUGUAAAUCCUAUUUCAAAGCUCCCAGAAGGCUUCACCCAGCUUCUAAACCUGACACAGCUCUACCUGAAUGAUGCUUUUCUGGAGUUUCUUCCAGCCAGUUUUGGCAGGUUGACUAAAUUACAGAUUUUGGAGUUGAGGGAGAACCAGUUAAAGGUGUUGCCAAAAAGCAUGCAGAAGCUCACGCAGCUGGAGAGGUUGGACCUGGGCAGUAAUGAGUUCACUGAAGUGCCUGAGGUGUUGGAGCAGCUCACUGGAAUCAAGGAGUUGUGGAUGGACGGGAACCGCCUGACAUAUUUACCUGGGAUGCUUGGAAUGCUGAAACAGCUGGUUUACCUGGAUGUGUCCAAAAACAACCUGGAGAUGGUAGAUGAGCAAAUCUGUGGCUGUGAGAACCUGCAGGACCUUCUGCUCUCCAACAAUGCUCUCACACAGCUGCCCGGCUCCAUUGGUUCACUGAAGAAACUGACUGCACUGAAAGUGGAUGAGAACCAGCUGAUGUACUUACCAGACUCUGUUGGAGGCCUGACAAAUCUGGAAGAGCUGGACUGCAGUUUCAAUGAGAUUGAAGCCUUGCCGUCCUCUGUGGGCCUGUGCAUUGCCAUGCGCACGUUUGCUGCUGAUCACAACUUCCUUGCUCAACUUCCUCCAGAGAUGGGAAACUGGAAGCACGCAUCUGUGCUCUUCCUACAUUCCAAUAAGCUGGAGUUGCUGCCUGAGGAAAUGGGUGAAAUGCAAAGGCUCAAAGUCAUUAAUCUGAGCAACAACAAGUUGAAGAAUCUCCCUUACAAUUUCACUAAACUGAACCAGAUGACUGCGAUGUGGCUGUCCGAAAACCAGUCAAAACCUCUCAUCCCUCUGCAAAAAGAAGAAGAUCCAGAGACUCACAAAACUGUCCUGACCAACUACAUGUUCCCCCAGCAAACCAGGACUGAAGACUACAUCACCAACUCUGAUUCUGAGAGCUUCAACCCAGCUCUGUGGGAGGAACAACGUAAGCACCGAGCUCAGGUGGCCUUUGAAUGUGACGAGGAUAAAGAUGAGCGGGAGACACCACCAAGGGAGGGAAACCUGAAGCGCUACCCGACUCCAUAUCCGGACGAACUAAAGAACAUGGUCAAGACGGCCCAGUCUGUGGCUCACAGACUGAAGGAGGAUGAGUCAAGUGACGAGUCGGGCCGAGAGGCUAAACCAAUUGAAAGGAAUCACAUUGGUGUCCAGGAUGUGGGUGUAAAGGUCAUAGAGGCACCCUCCACCAAUGGCACAAUGUCAGACAAUGAGACUGGAGUCUCUGCAGAAAACCCAUCUGGACAUGACUCAGAAGACACUUUGGACACAUCUUACAGUUCUCAAAGAGUUCCACUGAAAUCCUCAGAGGGCUCUGCUCUGAACCAUGAGGACACACUAGAGGAUUCUGAGGAGCUUUCGGAUGAAGAGGAAGAGGAGAUGAAAAUCGCUGAGAUGAGACCUCCUCUUAUUGAGAUAUCUAUCAACCAGCCUAAAGUAGUGACUUUAAGUAAAGACAAAAAAGAUGAUGGUAAAGACGCCGACUCUUUGCUGGAUGACACAGUUGCCAACAGCAAUCAAAACAACAGUAACUGUUCAUCCCCAUCGCGCAUGUCUGACUCGGUGUCUUUGACCACUGACAGUAGUCAGGACAACUCUCUGUGCACCCCGGAGAGAGAAGCACAGAUGCCUUUUCUCCCCAAAAGCCGACACGAGGAUGAGAAUAUGAACCAGCCCAAGAACAUCACCCCUCUCCUUCAUAACGGAAACGGUUCUGAAACUUCUCUUCAGGCCCUUUUAAAAAGCCAGCAGUCGCCAACAGAAAAAAUGGGAGACUACGACCUUUCCAUGGAGGCCAGGUUGGCCUUCAUCGAAAAGGGAAUGAACAAUGGUAUGGAAGGGGGCUACACAAAGUGGGACCAGAUUAACAUGAAUGUGUCCAAGCUCCCAAACAACAAUGUGCUUCAGCUGGACCAGCUGGACAGAUCUAAGAAUGGUUCAUUGGUGCAGGAGAACCUGGGCAGCAAGCAGGCUUUCAGCAAUGACAACUUGGAGCAUUUACAAAAUGGAAACCAGCAGGUCGCUGACUGUAUAAAUAGUCUGGGGAACAGAAGCCAAGCAGUGAGAGCAGAGACAUCUGCUGUGCAUGUGGCCUCGACAGGCGUGACAGCCAGCAGCGACAUGUCGCUGUCUCACAGCACAGAGGAGCUGUCUCCAGAGAAACGCUGCCCUCCUCCGCAGGUGGUGAAGUCCCACAGUGUCAGCAACAUAGAAGCAGGAGGUUUGAAGCUCUACUCCUUUGAUGGAGAUGAAGAGGCUUUUGACCAAAUGGCAAUGGCAGUGACGACGGGACCUGGCCCGGCCUCAGGAGCUCAGGGCCAGAGUAUAGUGAGGAGCAAGUCCGCUGGUCAGUUACUCAAUGAUCAGACUCUACAGGUCUACCCCAACUCCUCUGCAUCUUCCUCAGACCUGCUGUCCUCGUCCAAGCCUCCUGUCAGCACCAGCAGAUACCCGGCCUCAUCCAUCAUGCCCAUGGGCAUCCAUCCUCCUCAGUACAAUGUACAGUACACGAGUAACGCCGUGCCAAAAGAGGGCCUUUGGGCUCAGAGGAUGCCUAUGGCCCCAGAGCACCAGGGCUACCUCCCCCCUCCUUCGCACUCACUAGCCAACACCAACUACUCCAAUCGGAAUCAGGCACCUCCUUACCCUCUACCACCGCAGCAAUGGGGGCCUCCUAUGGCUCCUAAACCCACUGGAGACAUGUGGACGAAGGAGAGGCUCCUUUCUUCUAGCGGUCAGCUCCGCAGCAGCACGCUGCAGAGGCAAAGCAGCAGCUCAUCCACAGCAUCCAUGGGUGACCCCAGGCGCAUGCAGCUGCCCGAGGGUGAAUACAUGACAUACAGGGACAUACACACCCUUGCUAGGGGCCCGCUGGCAAUGAGCCAAGCCAUGCAGAGGCCCCUGUCGGCCCGCACUUACAGCAUCGACGUUCCCGGAACAUCCAGACCUGUGGCUGCACGGCCUCAGCCGCACGAACUUCCAGAGAGGACCAUGUCUGUCUGUGACUUCAACUACCAGCACAGCAGCCCCAGCAAAAGACCCAACAACAGGGUGAAGUCCGAGCACUCGCUCCUGGACGGUCCAGCCCAGGUGUCAGGAGGCAUUGGAGGAGGAAGGGUGCCAGUUGACUGGAGAGACCAGGUGAUGCGUCACAUCGAGGCCAAGAAAUUGGAAAAGAAUGCACUGUCUCGGUCCUAUAAUUCCCAUAAUGCUCCGCUGAGCUGGUCUCCCUACCGCAGCUGUAGGGACAUGCAUGCCAGCCAUGGUUCUCUGGUCUUUAAUGUCCCAGAGGGACAGUCCUCUGCAUCAGUGAGCGAUGAUCUGUACGGUCCCCCAGGACAACAAGGAUACAUUGACCCUCACAGAAAAGUGCCUUUGAUGAACGGUCAAAUGGGCACUUCUGCUCGUCCUCAGAUGACCCAGGUGCCCAUGGCCCGUCACCCUUCCAGAGAGCAGCUGAUUGAUUACUUGAUGCUUAAAGUCUCCCAACAGCCCCAAGGCCCUACCCGAGGCUCCCAUGAUGCAGUGCAGCAAGAGAUCCGUGUAAAGGUGGAGAAGAAUCCAGAACUGGGUUUCAGUAUAUCAGGAGGAGUGGGAGGUCGAGGAAACCCCUUUCAUCCAGAUGACAAUGGUAUAUUUGUGACAAGAGUCCAACCUGAAGGACCUGCCUCAAAGAUUCUGCAGCCUGGAGACAAAAUUAUUCAGGCAAACGGAUACAGCUUUGUGAAUAUUGACCAUGGGAACGCUGUUUCCCUGCUGAAGACAUUUCCAAACACUGUGGAUAUGAUUAUCAUGAGAGAUAUUCAAGCAUAGACUCCACUGACACUGCCCUCUGGAGAAAGGAGGGUGAGGAGAGAGGGAGACAAACAGUUGUGUUCACUUGUAUUUUUUUAUGCACAGAAGAGGCUGAUGUGUUGACACCUGCGUGGACUAUUUAUACGUCACAACUUUGGUUAAAAUUGGGGAAAACCACUGAAUAUAGUGGAUACAAGUGGGAGAGAAGCAAACAUCAAGUACGAUUCCUCAAAAGGCCAUCACUGUGGUAUCUAUAUAUUUUUAUACAAAAGAAGCUGAAGAUGCUCUGAUGCAAAUAAUUACUGUGGUCUUUGUACAGAUCAUUUUUUAAGUCUGAAACUCAUGAUUCAUUUAUCUCUUCUUGUUGUGGAUAUACUUAAAUCAACCACUAGAGGGGGACAAAAAUCCCUCUCUCCUGUCAUCCACUCUGACCUUAUUUUUAAUUUAAAAAGUUUAAACUUGUUUUUGGUCUGCCCAGUGAUCUGUAAACGGAGGACAGUGUUAUGUGCUUUCCGUGUGGAGACGAAUGUAGAACAAGAUGGAGUUCAGAAUCGAUGUUUUGAUUUUAUUUUUUUUUCUUUUCCUCUUCUGGUGAGAUCGAAGAGUGAAGAGGAAACCAUCACCGUUUGGCUUCCAUAAACCUCUUCCUAACCAUACUCCAUCGUGCAUCCAUCUGCCCUCAGUUCAUCUCACAUCUUCUAACAAAAGCAGCUCAACUGACCUGACCUGACAACCACUGGUGCUGUAUGGAAGCAAAAAUCAUGGCUCUCACUGUGCAUGUGAUCAGUUGGAGAAACUGUGAAAUUGAACUGAAAAUCAAACAUAAGCUCAACAAGAAAGAAAAUGAAAGUGCAUCAUUGAGGAUUUAGAUCUUCCUUCAUCUGCUCUGCUUCUUUGAGGUUUUCGACUAACCUUCGGGUAUUUUGGGAAAUCAACCUCAUUCUGGCAGAUUGUUUGAUGGGAUCGGAGCUAAUGGCUUGUUUCACUCAAAGUUGUCAGAGAAGAGGUCGAGAAACAAUCUCAUAAUGGACUCUAUGCUAACCUCUUUCUAGACUAAGAGCUGUCAGAAUGUCUUUCAUAACCUGUCGAAAUGUGUUGCUUACACAUGUGGACUAGAUUACACGUGGACUCUGUAGGUACAGAACUACAGAUUUUUGGUACCUUCUAGUCAAAACCAGUCUAUCAUUUCCCAGUUUCCAGUCUUUAUGGUAAGCUAUGCUAACAAGCUACCAGCUGGAGUCCAUCAGAAUCUAAAAAAGGCCCCCUGCAUUUCCCUUCAUGAAAACUUGGACAUUAGAAGUGGGUUUUUGCUAGUUAACCAAAGCAAGUGUAGCAGUAAAGGACUGGAGGCAAAAGCAGGAGUCAAACUGAAGACGGACGUCGGAACAGGUCAAAGUUUUACAUGUUUUAUUUUUAAAGGGCUUCAUCUUUCAGAAACGCAGCAGCUGAUGGUGGGUUUUUAUUGCAGUUUCAUUUUGUAAAUGGGAUAGAGACCACAGUUUGCCUUUUUUUAGCCUAUACAUGUGUUUCGAUCACACUUUUUACUCGUACAUCAGUAUCUGUUUUUCCCCCUUCCCUCUACAUCGUAUAGAAUUUGAAGAAUCAAGUUGGUAAGUGCCAUAGACCUUGAACUGUUUUGAAUAGGGGAGGAGUUUUCACCCCGGACCUUGAGCAAUAUUCACAUUUCCACCAGUAAAUUUCCAGCAUAAUUGCUUAAAAGCAAUACAAGAGCGUUUCUGUUCAACCAUGAAACUAUUUGGUUUUAUCUUAUAACAACUUUUACUAAACCCUGAUGAUUUUACGUGAUUUUUUUUUAUAAGGCAAAGAAAAUAAUUUUGUAAUGAAACAGCACAGUAAAUGAGUAGGUUGUGCUAGAAACAAGCAGUUAACUGAAUUGUUGUAUUUGUAUGAGCUGAAGUGAUCUGCUUACAUUGUAAAAAAAAUGUGGCAACAACAGCAAAAGUAUAAUUUGACUGUUGAAAGAAGCAUGUGUUUUUAAAGGCAGCAUAGGUAAUGUUAUGAGCAACUGUGAGUUUAAUGAAAUCAGCUGCUACUGGGAUGGUCAAAAAUCAUAGAUUGACAUCUUUAAUUAUUUCAGCAGUACAUUUUUAAUUUUGUACAGAAAAUCUUAGAUUGAUUUUACUUUAAAUAUCACCCCAUUCAAACUUUGCUUUAAAAAAUCCCCAAUUCAAAGUCAAAAUUUAAUUUUCUUUUUCACAUGAAAUGUUGUUUCACACAGAUGAGCUGUUUUUCGUAAUGUUUGUUUGAAUUUCAUUUGUGAUUUUCGUUGACUUUUUAAAGAGUAGAUGAUGAAAACUUCUGGGGUAAUGGUCACUUUAUAUAUUGAUGGCUGAGACAUACAGUGUGACAGUGUAGACAAUCUGGUUCAUCAGUCAAGUCACAUCUCUCUGUUCAUUCACGUUGGUCUGUUUCUUAUGCACUCUCUUACUGUUCUUAUUUAUUUAGCAACCUUCUGUGGACUUUAAGACCUUACUAAUCAAAUUGUAAAUACUCUUAAAAAUUGAUGAUAAAUGGCAUUAGUGACUUGCGAUUGUAAAACCAGCAAUAAAUUGCAAUGCAGAGGCAUCCAUUUUGAUGUAUAGCUAGUAAUUUUUAAGGUUUCUCUUGAAACCGCCACAGUGAAAUGAUUGAUAUGCAUUUAUCCAACAUUCCAGAUUUUGUAUAUAAAUAAAUACCUGUUUCUGAAGUAACCUGUGGAGAAAUAAACUAAUGCUCUGUAAUGAGGA